CCAACUUAAACAAAAGGCUUGCUCAACUUUCAAUGACAUUAAUUAAAACAAAGCACAACAUUGCACGGUAAUGAUUACGAACAUUUCAAGAACAAAAUUAUAAUACGUUCUUAUUCAUUUUAACUUAGCAUGAACUCGACUUGUACCUACUAAGGUACUGGCCGGAAGCCAACAUUGAAAGCAGCCAAAGUUAUUAGCCACAGCUACCCUGGACUUAACACCUACGCAUAACAGCUACCUACCCAAAACCUACCCCAUAACCUUCAUUCACCACCAGAAUAACUGGUACCCAAGUCAAUUGGAGCUGUUCCCCGGUGGAACAACAUCCAAGCCGUACUUAUGGACGGAGAACAAAUAGAAAAAUGGCGAAUUGAAAUACCCUUACCCUCCAAACCCCCACCAUAUCGGCCUGGCGACGGUCCACCUUUAGCGCCUCUUAGAAUCCUGCCCGAACAUGACACAGACGCGUUUAUCGUUGACAAACGCGUUCUUCCAGGCACUGCGCCCAAUGGCGAGCUGAAGCUGUACAUGUACUAUAUUGUAGGAUGGCCAGAUUUACCAGCCGCGCGCGUCUCUGUCCUUGCGACCGAUAUAUACAAUUAUGUCUCACCUCGCGCCGUGGAGGACUUCGAAUAUAAGGCGCUACUCGAAAGGGACGAAGAGGAGGAAAGACGGGAAGCAGAAGAGAAGCGAAGAAUGGAAUUGGAAGCAAAGAGGAAACUAGUUACUUCUACCUCAACAGCACCGAGUAACCCAGCCAUACCCAUAUCUGGACAGAGAAGACGUGGCCGACCAAGCAAAGCCGAGCUCCAGUCGCGCCAGCUGGCGCAACAGUCAAGCUUCAACAUUUCCCAGAGUAUUGAGGCAGCGCUUCCCCCAGCCAAUACAUCUGGUCCGUCCCUUUCCACGCCGCAAAAGAAGCUCGUUGGGGAGAUUGCGACAGAUUUGGAGGAGGAGGCCGAUGAAGCGGAUCCGGAGGAUGCAAUAUACAGACAACUAUGUGGGUACAAUGAUGACCCCUUUGAGGACAUGGAUAUAGAUGACGACAGGAGAGACGGGGAUAUACCACUAGAUAAUCUCCCCGAGACCAUGUCGUCAAGUUCUGAAUUCAGAUCGUAUGCCAGAACACUCUGGCUGAACAAGGAUUCGACGUUGUUCAAACGUACUAAUGGUAGUCUUGCAUUGAAGUCAUCGACAAGUCAUGUUCCCGUACCCGAAGUGCUCCGAUCCAAUACGCAGCCCCCACUGCAACCAUCACCACCACGAACCGAGACCUAUCCGUCCAUAAUACCCGUCCCGAUUCCUCCACCAUAUAAUAUAGAUAGAAGCACAACCGCGCCUCAAUUACACAAUCCAAAGCACUCUAUCACACCAGUUCCAGUCCCCACGCCGCUUAGGUCGAACAAAGAAGCACCACAGCCAAAACCCCCUGAUGCCAAGCAUCCUAUCACGCCUGUGCCAGUCCCGUCUUGGCCACGUUUAGCGAAUAAAAACGACACCCAAGCUCCUAUCUCACAAGAUUCGCCAGACUCGCCGCAAUAUCGUGGCUUCACACCAGCAGGGCGCAGUUCUGGCAGGUGGCCGUCGGCACAAUCCCACUCAGGUGACAUACCCACACAGACCUCUCCACUUACCACGCAGCAAAUUCAAGGCGCAAACCAUACAGAGUCCCCGCAGAGGAGGAAGCCAUAUAAACCUAAGUCAGCACCUCAAAAGGAGGAUGAGCAGGCUAAGGUAUGGGUAGUGGAACGGCUAGAAGGCGACAGGGUAAUGAAUGUGGGCGGCAAGCACGUGCAUUAUUUCAAGGUGCGAUGGGCGGGCGAUUGGCCGCCGGACCAAAACCCGACUUGGGAGCCCGAGGAGAACAUAACCCCGGCGCUCGUGAAAGCGUAUCUGAAGAAGAAAGCCGCGCGCCACGCGGCGAAGCCCCCGAACAAAAGCAAUAGCAGCAGUAUCUCGAGGGCCGUACCUCCGUUAUACCCACCGACUCUCAAGAGGAAAUAUUCAAGCGUGGCAGAAGCAUUCGCCGGGGAAGAGGACGACGACCCGGGCGAGGCGGGGAGCAGUCGAGGCCAGAACGAAAAACGGCAUACGUAUAAGGAAGAAGACGAUAACAACGACGGUGGGGAAGACGGCGAAGAGGGAGAAAUGCUCGUCGUGGCAGCAGACCAGGAAAUAGGCUAUAGUAGGAAAGGUCCUAGGUUAAGACCCCGACCCGAAGACUUAGGUGCGGUCUUUAUGCGAGAUCUCGCCGCGGCUAUUCGUCUCGGCGACGAGAAAGGGGGUUCGCGUUGACCUCGGUCUAGGUUAGAACGCGGUUUCUAAAUUCUGGCUACCUGAUGGUAAAGGAGAUGAUGGUUGUAAGAAGGCUGUCUAUAUAUUAAAGCAAUAGCUUCUAGCUGAGGAGCUUUUCUGGUAAUCCAAAACACGUCGCGCCGUCAGCGUCCUAAUUGUUGUGUUUUACGUACUGUUUCUCGUUCACAACGAUCUACAAGGGUUAUAUAUACCCGAUACUUAAACCACUCGAAGAAGAUAAGCCAUGAAAAUGUAGAAACGCAAACGAAUUCGAAUUUAUGAAAGCACAUUCAACAACUUUGAGUAG
This is a messenger RNA of Daldinia caldariorum, 2602 nucleotides long. RefSeq lists its product as uncharacterized. Bases 340 to 2295 code for a protein of 651 amino acids. The record is from RefSeq and is a predicted model, not a curated record. The transcript has 3 exons. NCBI's taxonomy places the organism in Eukaryota, Fungi, Ascomycota, Sordariomycetes, Xylariales, Hypoxylaceae.